Molecule: messenger RNA, 359 nt
Organism: Staurois parvus
Lineage: Eukaryota; Metazoa; Chordata; Amphibia; Anura; Ranidae
Source: the annotation of a GenBank genome assembly
AUGGGGUCCCCGGGCAAUAGGGAUCAUGGGGCCCCUGUGUCCAUGCCCAAACUCAAAAAAGCCUAUGAAAAAGGUACCAGGGGCAUCUCAUGGGGCCCCCUACUGACCCCGGGCCCUCGAGCAAUUUACGCAAAUUCAAUACAGAAGAUCCAAGUUAGUCUUAUAUAGUAGACCCAGGGGCGGACUGACUCAUGGGGCCCCCGGACAAUAUGGGAUCAUGGGGCCCCUGUGUCCUUGCCCACACUCAAAGCACAUCCAAAAAUGUAUAAAAGGUACAAGGGGCAUUUCAUGGGGCCCGCUACUGACCCCGGGCCCUCUGGCAGUGCCCGAGUGCUCGAAUGGUCAGUAGUCCGCCCCUG